AUGCACGCGCCGCGGGCCAUCGGCGCCUUCGUGGCCUGGGACUACGUGGUGUUCGCCGGCAUGCUGCUCGUCUCGGCCGCCAUCGGCAUCUACUACGCCUUCGCGGGGGGCGGCCAGCGGACCUCCAAGGACUUCCUGAUGGGCGGCCGCAGGAUGAGCGCCGUGCCCGUGUCGCUGUCCCUCACCGCCAGCUUCAUGUCGGCCGUCACCAUCCUGGGCUCCCCCUCGGAGGUGUACCGUUUCGGGGCCAUGUACAUCAUCUUCGCCAUCGCCUACUUCUUCGUGGUCCUCGUCAGCGCCGAGGUCUUCCUCCCGGUGUUCUACAAGCUGGGGAUCACCAGCACCUACGAGUAUUUAGAACUUCGAUUUAACAAAUGCGUUCGUCUCUGUGGAACAGUCCUCUUCAUUUGUCAAACAAUUCUGUAUACUGGAAUUGUUAUUUAUGCCCCUGCUCUGGCUUUGAAUCAAGUUACAGGAUUUGAUCUGUGGGGUGUAGUAGCCGCAACGGGGGUGGUCUGCACAUUCUACUGCACACUGGGUGGACUUAAAGCGGUUGUCUGGACAGACGUUUUUCAAGCUGGGAUCAUGCUGGCGGGAUACGCGUCAGUGAUUAUACGGGCUGCGGUGAUUCAAGGUGGCAUCACCACUAUUUUUAAUGAUGCCUACAAUGGUGGAAGAUUAAACAUCUGGAAUUUUAAUCCUAACCCUUUGCAAAGGCACACAUUCUGGACAAUUAUUAUAGGAGGGACCUUCACAUGGACCACCAUCUAUGGCGUGAACCAAUCUCAAGUGCAGAGAUAUAUUUCCUGUAAAAGCAGAUUCCAGGCAAAACUGUCUCUCUACAUCAAUCUUCUGGGACUCUGGGCAAUCCUCAUCUGCUCUGUGAUUUGUGGGCUCGCCUUAUAUUCCAGGUACCAGGAUUGUGAUCCUUGGACAGCCAAGAAAGUGUCUGCACCAGACCAGCUCAUGCCUUAUUUGGUACUGGACAUUCUGCAAGAUUAUCCAGGACUUCCCGGACUUUUUGUGGCCUGUGUUUACAGUGGAACAUUAAGCACAGUGUCCUCCAGUAUUAAUGCCUUAGCAGCAGUAACUGUGGAAGAUUUAAUCAGACCUCACUUCAGGUCUCUCUCAGAAAGGAAUCUGUCUUGGAUUUCCCAAGGAAUGAGUGUGCUAUAUGGAGCCCUGUGUAUUGGAAUGGCUGCUGUGGCAUCACUAAUGGGAGCUUUGUUACAGGCUGCACUCAGCAUAUUUGGCAUGGUUGGUGGACCACUUCUGGGCUUGUUUUCUUUGGGCAUUUUGGUUCCCUUUGCCAACUCAAUUGGAGCUCUUGUUGGGCUGGUGGCUGGAUUUGUCUUCUCUUUAUGGGUUGGAAUUGGAGCUCAACUUUAUCCUCCACUUCCUGAGAGAACUUUGCCAUUAAACCUUGAAACCUAUGGCUGUAACAGCACAUACAACGGGACAAAUUUGAUGACAACCACAGAAAUGCCAUUUUCUACUAGUGCUUUUCAGAUACACAAUGUCAAAAGGACUCCACUGAUGGAUAACUGGUAUUCUUUAUCAUAUCUCUACUUCAGCACUCUUGGAACUUUGGGAACAUUAUUCGUGGGGAUGCUUGUCAGUGUUUCAACAGGAGGAAGAAAACAGAAUGUAGAUCCUAGAUUCCUACUAACCAAAGAAGACUUUUUAUCCAAUUUUGAUAUUUUUAAGAAAAAGAAGCAUGUUCUGAGCUAUACAUCUCAUCCAGUGGAAGAUGGUGGGACUGAUAAUCCUGCCUUCAACCAUAUUGAAUUGAACUUCACAGAUCAAAGUGGCAAGACCAAAGGAACUCGUUUGUGA
Molecule: messenger RNA, 1836 nt
Organism: Cynocephalus volans (Philippine flying lemur)
Lineage: Eukaryota; Metazoa; Chordata; Mammalia; Dermoptera; Cynocephalidae
Gene: SLC5A8
Product: solute carrier family 5 member 8
Exons: 15
Coding region: 1-1836 (611 amino acids)
Biological process (GO): propanoate transmembrane transport; sodium ion transport
Cellular component (GO): membrane; extracellular exosome
Molecular function (GO): organic acid:sodium symporter activity
Source: RefSeq, a predicted model, not a curated record